This is a messenger RNA of Macrosteles quadrilineatus (aster leafhopper), 2567 nucleotides long. RefSeq lists its product as uncharacterized. The transcript is spliced from 6 exons. NCBI's taxonomy places the organism in Eukaryota, Metazoa, Arthropoda, Insecta, Hemiptera, Cicadellidae. The record is from RefSeq and is a predicted model, not a curated record. The coding region runs from base 206 to 1114 and encodes 302 amino acids.
ACUGAUUUAUACAUCAGUUUCGCAGUUUCUCGCGUCAACCAACUUACGUGAUCACAUUCCUCUGACAGAUCAUAGUGACAUGCUUCAAUAAUAAAGUAUGCUCAAAUUAAAAUUUAAUAAUUAUAUAUUUUAACAAAAUGGUUUCCCAACGAGGGUGUCUCAGUGCUGCUCUCUCGCGGCAAACGCUGACUUCGUAGUUAACACAAUGGCUUCCACUAAAGACACAGCAACGUUUUUCUCUACGGGUUCGGCCUCUCAGUUCGAACACGUUUUGAGUUUAUAUCCUCAGGUUUUGCGGUUAAAGGCAGAAAAGAAGAACAAGAAACCAGAAGAACUCAUAAAAUUGGACGAUUGGUACCAAAAUGAAUUACCCAAAAAGAUAAAGUCGAGAGGUAAAGACGCCCACCUUAUCCAUGAGGAGUUGGUGCAGCUGAUGAAAUGGAAGCAAACGCGAGGCAAGUUCUAUCCUCAACUCAACUACCUGGUGAAGGUCAACACCCCAAGGGCUGUAAUGGCUGAGACCAAGAAGGCGUUCCGCAAGCUGCCCAACCUGGAGCAAGCCAUCACGGCUCUUAGCAACCUCAAGGGGGUCGGCACCACCAUGGCCUCAGCUCUACUAGCAGCGGCCGCCCCAGAAACAGCACCUUUCAUGGCUGACGAGUGCCUCAUGGCCAUCCCAGACAUUGAAGGAAUUGAUUACACGACCAAGGAGUACCUCAACUUUGUCACUCACAUACAGAAUACGGCCGACAGACUUAAUAAAGAGACUGCCAACGGGUGGUGGUCGGCGCACCGUGUGGAGCUGGCGCUGUGGACCCACUACGUGGCCAGUGAGCUCAAGCCGGAGUUACUGGAAGGCAUGCCCAACGGCACCACGGCAGACCAUCAGAACGGCGACAGUCAGUCCCCUGUGACCAUCCCUGCAGACGAGACUACCACUGACGGACUGGAGUGCUCAGAUGAGAGUAGUUUAGAGCAAAACGGAGACACCACCAAGGCUGACGUGGCAGACGACACCACGACCACCUCGUAUCCCGAGACCUCCGACCAGGACAGUUGCAGUCUGCCAGAGCCAGAGCCGCCCGCCAAGAAACUACGCGUUGAGCUCCAGUGACCCGGCCAUCGCCACAUUUAAAUCUCAUUUUGUUUUUUACAUUUAGAAGUACUCGGUGAAUGGGGCUGAUUCCGUCACCGACGCCGCUUAGCCGAUUUCGAACAAAGGAAAUGUUGUUAGUCAUCCGGACUUCCCCCUCUCUUACUCUUUUGUAAAAAGCUAUUUUCAUUUAUUUGGCUGUUUUUAAGUUUUAUUUUUUGCUCGUUUUACAUUAUAUACGCAGAGCGAAAGAGAAAGUUUAAUCUGUUUUGGUUAUGCUAGCUCAUUAUAUAAUAAGUGUUAACAUCCCAUUUGAAUUAUCCUGGUGGCUAUUAAAUUGUGUUAAAGUUUAUGAUUAGUUGACAUGCGGCUCUGUCAAGUUAGGUUAGGUUUAUUUGUCACUAUACUUUGUACAUAGCAUUAAAUACGUAUCAAGUAACUUACAUUCUUUGAUGACUGAUUCUGUGAAUGAGUUUUUUGUUAUAAAUUAUGUACUUAUCUGUAAAUCAAUGAGACUUGUGUUUUCAAAGAGAUAGGGAUGUCUGGAUGUUCAACAACGUAAUUCAGGAUGUGCUCGGAUAGGUUAUGUUUAAAAGACAAUUCAAUGAUUUAGCCAACGGUUGCGGCGACGGAGAAGUCUCGGACGGGGCUGACCGAGGAUGGGCGUCCGGUGGUAGUCUAUGUCGUGUUUGACAGCUCAAUUGUCAAACAACGUGCCUUUUCAACGGCUACCUGAGCGCCAGAUGUUAACAGAUAUAGUCAUCGGUUUGGCCUCGUCCGCACCAAACUAGGCUAGUUUAAUUUUAGGGAGAGCGAAUGAACGUAUGAGUUCUUGUAUGAUUUUACUAAUUAAUUUUAAGCUUUUACACUGUAAAAUGUCAAGCGUUCGUCUUUUUUACAUUCCAUUUUUGCACCCGCAUACAUAAACAUAGCGUUUCCACUUUUGACUCAUUUCCAUCCUUUUCUCUGACAGAUAGAUUUUUAUAACGGUUUUGUAAAUAGACGGUGUUGUUAGUUCAUUUCUAUCUUGUUGAAUAUUUUUACUGUACAAUUUUUUUCCGGACGUGAAUGGUGCUCCCUUUUGGAAAAUUCUAAAUGUUCUUUUAUCGCAGUACAAAAUGAUCGGACCGUGUAAAUGAAAAGUGGGAAUCGAGGGUGCCUUGGAAAGGUUGGUGGAGUUGGCAAUCUGCCUUACGAGAUCAAAAAUGUGUCUGUGUAUAUUUAUUUUGUGAAUUGUCAGCAGUAGAACCUCCUGAUCAGGAAUAUUUGCAACACUUUAUUAUGAUAACAUGUUUAGGCCUAUACAAGAUAGCACUUCCAAUGGUUGUGGAAAUUGAAAGUUUUAGUAGUCCUUGACGACGGCCUCUGGCUGUCAUUAUUUAUACAUUUGUGUUCGUUUAAUUUUGUUUGUCUCAUAAUAUACUGAACGCAUUGUGUGAUCAUUGAAAUAAAGUUGUAUAUUUCAUUAGAAAAA